CGGUUUUAUUUCAAAGGACGAGAGAUUUGUUUUAAAUCCUCUUCACGGGGGUUCACAGGAUGUGGUGAACGGGGGGGCUACAACCCACUUCCUCGACUAGGGCGCCGUCUGCUUUUGCAGGGGAUUCCGCCUCACCUCCAAGCAGUCAGUCGGAAAGCAGCAGGAGGGGUCGCCGAGGGCCAGGCUCCCCCUCCCAAGUCUAUCCGACAAGCGGCCAGGGUUGAGAUCAGCCGCUGCAAGCCUGGCGCGGAAGCGGUGUAGGGGGGUGAUAGCGGUUCUGCAAAUGGGUUGCAUUGAACGGGAACUGCGGGCUGGGCGGGGGGAGAUGCAUUGUGUGUGAUGGACGUCCCUCCCGCAGAUUGGAUGCGAUCGGCGGCCUCCGUGGGAAGGUAAAGUCUCGCACUGAGGAAAUCAUCCGUGCGGGAAGAGGGUGGCAGAUGGGACUGCGGGAAUGCUGUGGUUGCCAGUGGCCCGGGGAUAUUGACCUGAUCUGGUGACUGAGCGCUGAUGCGGCGUCGCCUGGUGACAUAGAGAAGGGCUCGCUCGGAGCUUCUGGCCGUGCCCAGGGAGAAACAGCACACCGCAAGACAAAAGGAGGCUGGCAUGGGGAGGUUCCGUAGGAAGACCUGCAUCGCCCUGUCGCUCUUCACGCUCUUCAUUUUCGGCACUCUGGUGGGCUUGAAGACCCUGAAACCGAGCGACAGGGACGGGGACCCCGGCCCCAGGCUCCGCUUGAUGCCCUUGGCGGAGACGCUGGACACCAGGCGGCCCACCGCCGCCAAAGCCAUCCUGAUGCUGCCUCCCACUGUCACCAAAGCGAGCGACACCCACCUGGGGACCUACCCCGCCGCCAACCACGACCUCCACAUAUUUUACUAUGGCUGGUACGGCAGUCCGGAGUUGGACGGCAGGUUCGUGCACUGGGACCACGCGCUGGUGCCCCACUGGGACCCGAAGGUGGCCGCGGGCUACCCGAAGGGCAGGCACAGCCCGCCCGAGGAUAUCGGCUCCAGCUUCUACCCCGAGUUGGGACCUUACAGCUCCAGAGACCCCCGCAUCAUACAGGAACACAUGAAGCAGCUUCGAGCUGCCGCUGUCGGGGUAUUAGUAUUGUCCUGGUAUCCUUCCGGAUUAGAAGAUGACUACAGUGAGCCUGUGGAUGACCUAGUACCUGCCAUACUGGAUGCUGCGGAAAGAUACAGCUUAAAGGUGGCAUUUCAUAUCUUGCCGUACAUAGGACGCAACGAGCGAUCAUUGUAUGAGAACAUCAAGUACAUUAUGGACAAAUAUGGGUCCCAUUCAGCCUUUUACAAAUACAAGACUGGCACUGGCAGACUACUACCUAUGUUUUACAUCUAUGACUCCUAUCUGACGCUCCCAGCUGCCUGGGCCAAUCUCCUCACCCCAGCAGGAUCCUCAAGUAUUCGCAAUACACAGUACGAUGGCAUCUUCAUUGGGCUGUUAGUGGAUGAAAAGCACAAACAGGACAUCCUGGAAGCAGGAUUUGAUGGAUUAUACACAUAUUUUGCAUCCAAUGGAUUCUCAUUUGGAUCAUCCCAUCAAAACUGGAAGACCAUCAAGAAUUUCUGUGACAGCAACAACCUGAUGUUCAUUCCAAGUGUGGGGCCUGGAUACAUAGACACUCGGAUACGCCCGUGGAAUAAUCACAACACAAGGAACCGGGUAAGUGGAAAAUACUAUGAAACUGCCCUUCAAGCAGCUCUUACAGUGAGGCCAGAGAUCAUCUCCAUCACUUCCUUCAAUGAGUGGCAUGAGGGCACACAGAUAGAGAAGGCAGUGCCAAAGAAGACUGCACAGUAUACCUACUUGGACUACCAGCCGCAUGAGCCGAACCUGUAUUUGGAGUUGACCCAAAAGUGGGCCGAACACUUCUGCAAAGAGAAAGAACAAUGGCUGAUGUAAGGCACUUGCAACUGCACUUUGGCUUUUGUUUUUUUUAAAAUAAAUUUACUACAAGCUUUUUGCAAUUAAUGGAGUUUACAGAAUAUGCCUUUAGCAGCCCCAUGUACCCAGUGUCUAUGUUUUAGUGCUGGAAGUUUGUGUUACAGAGACAAACAAGCACAUCCAUGGAGACCAUUUAGCAGCAUAUUCAUGUCCAGACAAGGAUUCUGGAUUGAGUGAAUACUAUUUCUGAAUACCCUGGAGCCCACUCAUCUGGUCAGACGUUAGUCAAGUUCUCUCUUCUCUGACCAUUCCCAUCUUCCCCUCUUCUGCAAAAAAAAAUGCAAUAUUUUUUCUCCUAGGUGUCCACACAACUGCUGCAAAUAUUUUCUAUUGUAAAUUAAUAGAAAUGAAUCAAUUCUGUUUUAGGUUGUCAGGUGAAAUGAGGGGCACUCCCCCAUUAGUGGUGCUGUACAGUGUUGCAGAUGCUGAGGCAGUACAUGUCCUAUAGUAAAUGGUUACCCUACAUUUCUAUAAUCAGUAUCAAUCUGAGGUUUUAAUAAAUAUAAAAGUCCAAGAUUUGUUUAAAAUUCAGGCCAAGUAGGCAAACAAAAUGGACGAGAACUUUCUGUCAUUGCUUAGAAUUAUUGCAAACUGCACUGACCAAAGAAUACAACAGUCGGAACGAAGAAUGAGAUGUUUGAAUGCCAGCCUUCAUUCUGAAGAGCAGUUCUUCACUCAGUGCUAACACACUUCAUUACUGCUUCAUUUUGGCAGCAAUUAAGCAAAGCUGCAUUCAACACAUAACUAAUUUUUGUAGCCGGUUCAAAGAUGAAAUCCUGAAGUGCCAGGUGGCAACAGCUGUCAGUUUUAGACUGAACUACACACGUAACAUGCUAGAGGAGGCAGCCUCUAUGGAGUGGAAUUAAGUGUUGGGCCGAGUCUCUUCAUCAGGACUAAUUUUAUAUCGCUUUGCUGUCUUAAUUGCGCUUAUAGUGUAAUCUAUAAGUAAUCUCAUAAUUCACCACUCACUCUGUAUGAUAGGAGGAGUGGAAAGGGCAAGAAAUAAAAAAGAGAAAAAAAAACUGGCUGUUACUGAAAAUUUUGAAACAGCUUUCCAAACUAAAGCAUCCAGAAAACAAUGAAGAGCUUGAAUACUGGUUAAGAGACAAGGAAGUAGUAAAUGCAAAACAAAUUGUAGCUUAUGCAGUUAGACUGUUCUUGAGCCAACCUCAGGUGCUCAGUGUUGGAAGGUCCUAACCUAAAGGUUAACUGAAGAGAAAACAAAAUAAUUGAGCAUUGUUGAAGUUACUUACAACUAGAUAGAGAUGUGUGAGAUAAUAUUUACAAGCAAAAUAUUUAGCCACAAGUAAAUAAUCACAGCCACAAUCUUGCUGUUUACGAUCUCAGAAUCAUUGUUGCUGUUGUCCAGGAAAGUUGGCCACUAGUAGGUGGGUCAUUGAGGAUUCAGAUUUGGACAAUUGCAUCCGAGUUUUGAAUAAUAAAUGAAUAAUCAACUCCACUGAAGGGGUGGGGAGGGUGAUCUCAUGAUUCGUAUCGUGUGCUUGUAAAAUGUAACUUUACAAUGCAUUUGUCAGUAAAAUAGGACUGUGAUUUUUAAUCAAUGUGUGUAGUUACAUCCUUGUUUACAGGACAGUGCAAAUGUAAAUAAUAUUGUGUGAGUAUGUGUCUCAUUUUCAAUGAAGUUGAUAAAUGUGGCAAGAAUAGUUGCCUAGCAAUAGCAAUGCCUCUUAGAGGACACCAAAGUGCAAAGUACAUUUAUUAGCAAAGUACAUACACUUUAUACAACCUUGAGAUUCUUUUUCUUACAGGCAGCUGCGAAACAAAGAAACACCAUAGAACCCCCCUUUUUAAAAAUAAGACUAUCAAACAUCCAAUGUGCAGGGAUAAAGAAAAACAAAUUGUGCAAGCAUUAAAGGCAAGCAAGUAGCAUUCAGAACUGAAGUUCACAAAAGUGAGUCAACAGACACGAAGUCAGGCAUCACUGUAGCUGAUCCAGGACCUCACUAGAUGCAGGCCAGUCUCAGUUCAGCACAGAAAUGAAUUAAUCUCACGGAACGGCAAGCCGAACCAGUCCUUGCUUCCAGCCCCAACACCCUGACCUUUCCAAUUUGGCCCAGCGCCUAAAUUAUCCAAGGGCUGUUCUUUGCUCUCAGACCCAGGGCCUGCCGUUCCAUGUGUUCACCGACCCAGGCUGGAAACUGCAAAAGUCUUUAAAGCAGGGGUUACAUCUGAAAGAUCUGAAUCAGAAAUCAGGUUUAAUAUCAGCGGCAUACGUCGUGAAACUUGUUAACUUUAUUGCAACAGUACAAUGAAAUACAUGAUAAAUAAAUAGAGGAAAAAACUGAGUUACAUUAAGUAUUUGUCUAUUAAAUAUUGUCUAUUAAUAUACGCAGUGCAGAAAGAAGUAAUGAGGUAGUGUUCAUGGGUUCAAUGUCCGUUUAGAAAUUAAAUGGCAGAGGGGAAGAAGCUGUUCCUGAAUCCCUGAGUGUGUGCCGUCAGGCUUCUAUUCCUCCUUCCCAAUGGUAACAGUGUGAAGAGGACGUCCUGGCUGGUGGGGAACCUUAAUGAAGAACGCAGCCUUCCUAAGGCACCACUCCUUGAAGAUGUCUUGGAUACUAGAGGCUAGUAACCAUGAUCCAGCUGACUAAUUUUACAAGUUUCUGCAACUUUGAUCUAAUGCAGUAGAUCGCCCCUCCCCCAUACCAGACGGUGAUGCGGCCAGUCAGAAUGCUCUCCACAGUACAUUUGCAGAAAUUUGACUGCUUUGGUUGACAAACCAAAUCUCCUUAAACUCCUAAUGAAAUGUAGCCACUGUCUUGCCUUUAUAGCUGCAUCAAUAUGUUGCGACCAGGUUAUGUCCUCAGAGAUAUUGACACCCAGCAAUGUGAAAUUGCUCACUCUCUCAACUUCUGCUCCCUCUAAGGAUUGGUUUGUGUUCCCUUGCCCUACUUUCUAAAGUCCACAAUCAGUUCUUUGGCCUUGCUGAUGCUGAGUGCUAGGGUACUGAUGCAACACCACUCAACUAACUGGUAUUUUUUGCUCCUGUAUGCCCUUUGAAGAAGAGUGGGAAAAGAUUUGAAAAAUAUAUUUAGUAAAGAUGUCUUGCAAAAAUAUACUUUAGGAUUUAGCAACAGUGUUUGUAGCACUUUUAACAAAGUAAAAUAUCUGAAGCUGCUUCAGAAAGUCAUCGAUGAAAACUUAAUAUUUAGCAGAAAUGACCAAAAGCUUGUUAGAACGAUUAGGUUUUAAAUAGUGUCAUAAAGGAAAAAUCUAGACUGAGAGGAAUGGGCUGAAUGGCCUUGGUAGUAGCCAAGGCAAGCUGCCAAUAGUGGAAUAACAUAUAUGAUUAGAACAGUGCAGGCGUCUAAAUGUGCCACAAGGGUAGAGCAGAUUACAGAGAGGAGAGAUUGGGAGAUUUGUGAGUAAAGAUGAUAAUCCUAAAAUGAGGCAUUAUUUAACUAGGAAUAAUGUAGGACAGGAAGCACAGAAGAGUGCUUUUCAGCUUAGCAGCAGUGUUUCAGCAAACCUCAAAUUCAAGAAUGAUAAAACAAACAAGGCUGGCAGUGCCUUGGAAUAAUUAUCUUGAAAAAGGGAUAAAGAGAUAAAAACAAGUUAUGGAAGCAGGUACUCUCUGGGCAGAUGUUGAUGUAUACUGUAGAUCUAACAUUGGGUCUAAAUAUGGAAACAAAUAAAAACAGAGCUGCUGCAAGAAAUCAGCCAAUUCUGAGGAAGGACCAACAGCUGAAAUAUAUUAAUCAGUUUCCCUUUUCACAGAUGCUACUUGACCAGCUGAAUUCUUCAGCAAUUUGUGAUUUUGCUUUAGAAUUAAACGUGAUAUGCCAAAGUGUCAUUUUGUGGAGUUGGGAACAGAGUAAGUUGUGAGGCCAGCAAUGAUUCCCUCCUGGGCUGCAGAGUCCCACGUGGGGGAGUGUAAUUGCUUCCUCAAUGCAUGGUGUCGGUUAAGAAUGGUAGCAGUCAUAUUAAAGAGGACAAGGAGGAAUCAUUACUUUUGCCACAGAUACAAAGCUAACACUGUAGCAGUUUAUUUAACUUAGAAGAGGAGUGGAAUAGGCCCCUCCAGCCCUUCAAACCAUACCGCCCGGCGAUCUCCAACAACUCCUGAUUUAACCGGAACCUAAUCACAGGACAAUUUACAAUUAACCUACUAAUCAUUAGACUGUGUAAGGAACCCAAGGCACCCAAAGAAAACUUGCAUAUUCCCUGGGGUAGGCGUACCGAUGGCAUCAGAAUUGGACUCCAGGCUCCAACGCCCCAAGCUGUAAUAGUGUUUCACUAACCCCUAGCGUACAAUGGCGCCCAAAGUAAUGACUUUUUUUUGUCGUCCUUAAUACCAACUGUUGUUACUCCAUGGAAAAUAGACACCAGCAGAAAUAACUGAGACAGUAACUUAGAAGGAAUGGGUGGUUUUGCAAAAAGACUAAUUAGAACGACACUGUUGAGUGUGCAAGCAACAAAUAAACCUCUGCUGUGACCAAGGCACCAGUCUCCAGUUAAACUUCACGUUACUCAUCCCCACACUGGAAAAAGUGCUACUGGUUCUCUUCCAAAGCAAGACUUGACAACACCACGAUUGUCAAUGGUAAGUGGUCAGAUUGUGUACUGUAGAACUGUUGUAGAUAGAGCCUUGCAAAGCAAAUGAUUGCAUACAUCUGUGUGUAUGCUAAAUCCAAACAUUUUCUGCAGUGAUUCCCUUGGAGAACUUGAGCAUCCUUUAGAUCUGAGAAAUCAGGUUUGAAAACUAUCUACUAUUGCAGCCAUCUUCUAGAAUUAAUUGUUGCAAUUUUUAAAAGACUAAACCUAACUUAAUUUGUUUUAAAUUUAAAAUAAAGCAUACAUGGUUAACAGCAUCCAAAAAUUCCAGUUAAGUUGCACAUUGAGACAGAGCAGCUUCCACGGGGCCACCCAAAGGUGUUAAUGUCUUUUUUAAAACAUUUUUUUAUGAUCACUAGACAUUAAGAACUUAACUGCAGGUCUACCCCUUCAGUGAGUUGCUUGUUGGCAGGGAAACUGAGGAAGCUGGACUUCGUGCAAACCAUGCUGUCUGCUACAGAGGUGGGGGUGUGCGGUCUAACAGAGAGUGAUUGCCUUGGUUGUUUUUCUUGUGAACGAAAGACCCUGGUGGACAUUGGUAAUAUGGAAUGCUGCAAGUCACUGGUUUAUUGGGUAGACAGACGGUGGGGGGAGCAGGGUGGCCUCAGUCGUAGUGAGGACUGGGCCUCAAGCCACAGUAUCACUUGUUUGCAGCCAUCCAGAAUGUCCAGGCAGGCAAUGGUGCUGCCCUACAGUAUAUGCUUCACCGAAGAAUAGCUGUAUUGUGUUCGACUGCAGACUGCUGCAACAUUCAUAGUCUCAGGGACUUGGACUUUUUUUGUGUGUGACUGUAUGUUUACUGCUAUCUUGUAUGUGCGUUGUGUUGUGUACAAUUGUUGGUACUGUGUUUUACACCUUGGGCCCAUUGUAACGCUGUUUCGUUUCACUGUAUUCAUGUAUGGCUGAAUGAAAAUUAAACAUGAAUGUGAAUUAGGAAGAGAAAAUCAUGCUCACCAGAACUUCUAUCAAUAGAAACUGAGACUCAUUUCAUCCACAAUUAAUGAGACCAACUAUAGCCAGUAUUGCAUUAAGAUAUCCUGCAAAAUAUUAUUCUACAAUUCACAACAACCUGUAUUCCUAGUAGUUUAGAAGAAUGCAAUCUUACUGAAACAUAUACAAGAUAAAUGCCAAUGGUUUUCUCUAGUAAGAGAAUCUCAUUUUUAUAAAAUUAGGAAGGUAGUCAUUUAAGACUGGGUUGCUUCAGAAUAUGUUACAGAUGGUGGUGAAUCUCUGGAAUUUCCCACCCUAAGGUUAGAUCAUUGAGGAUACUUAAGGAGAAAGUAGAUAGAUUUUGAAAGGAAGUGAACUGAGGACAAUGGGACAGAAGAGGAGACAUGUCCUGAGGCAGAUUAGAUUUACUGAAUGAUAGGGCAGGUUUGAGGGGAUAAGUAAUCAAUUUGUGCUCCUAUUUUAUGUUUACAUUUAACUAAUAAAUGAUAAAGUCAUCAGUGGCAAAGUAUUUUGAAAAUACAAAACUUAAGCAAGAGUCACAUACGUUAAUUAAUAAAUGCCUGCACUUAUGGAUUAGAGAAUGCAUGACAAAGAGAAGACAUCCUUUUUUUCUGUAAGUACACAAAAUGCUUUCAUUACUAUGUUUUAAAAAUUAAAUCAUACAGUGUGUGUCUUUAGUAAGCAGUCUAUAUUUAGAACUCUUACUGCUGCAAUAUUGCAUGAAUUAUUUUCAGAAUGGCUGCACCUUCCUUUAAUUUUAAAUUAUAUGUAAUCUAUGAAGCACGGUCAUGUUGAACUGAAGAUCAAUGUAAACUAAGUUGAAACCUGUCACUAAAGCAAUCUGAGCAAAUUAAGUGUAACCGUUUCACAUUGGUAAAUAUAACAAACUGAGCGUGUGGGUGCUGAUAUUCAGGGGGAAAAAGGAAAAGUAUGGGAAAAAAAAGGAAAAAAAUGGGAAAAACAAGAGGAAAGAGGCAAAAAGAAGGGGAGGGUGAGAAAGAAAAGGCAUGAAAGACACAAGAGUGUAAGAGAAGCAAUAGAGAGAAAGGCAAGACAGGGAGGAGGAGAAAAACAUACAAGACCGGGUCACUACUGUCCCGUCAUGAAUAAAAUACAAAAUGGAAGACACUCUCCUUUCUACCCUUCAGGAACUACCACACCCCAUAAACAGGAAGAGUCCUCCACAUACGUCCCCACUCCAAGCUAUCUUCUUCUCAGUCUCACAUUAUAUUAUUACAUAAAAUUUGUUCACUUGGUCACAUGAAGCCAACUUUUAAAGGGCCUAAUAUUUUUAGACCAGUCGGAAUGAUCUAUCAGAACAUGGGAUCCCCAACAGGACCCCAAGAGUCCGGUAGGGUCUCAGCCUGAAACGUCAACUGUACUCUUUUCCAUAGAUGCUGCCUGACCUGCUGAGUUCCUUCAGCUUUGUGUGUGUGUUGCUUGGAUUUCCAGCAUCUGCAGAUUUUCUCUUGCUCUUCAAGAGGCCAGCUCAUCAGUUAAAAUAUAUUAGUUGUAUGUAUUGAAUGAAAGGGAAUAGAAAAAGUUAACAUAUGAGGAGCAUUUGAUAGUUUUGGCUGGGCCAAUUCUCAUGAGUUUAGAAGAAUGAAUGACAAUCUCAUUAAAAGGUACUGAACACUGGAAGGCCUAUCUAGAGUGGAGAUGAAAGGGUGUUGCCAACAGGAGACUCUAGGAUUAGUAGUCAUAGUCAUACUUCAUUGAUCCCCGGGGAAAUUGGUUUUCGUUACAGUUGCACCAUAAAUAGUUAAAUAGUAAUAUGUAAAUUAUGCCAGUAAAUUAUGAAAUAAAUCCAGGACCAGCCUAUUGGCUCAGGGUGUCUGACCCUCCAAGGGAGGAGUUGUAAAGUUUGAUGGCCACAGGCAGGAAUGACUUCCUAUGACGCUCUGCGUUGCAUCUCGGUGGAAUGAGUCUCUGGCUGAAUGUACUCCUGUGCCCAUCCAGUACAUUGUGGUGGAUGGAGACAAUGUCCAAGAUGGCAUGCAACUUAGACAGCAUCCUCUUUUCAGACACCGCCAUCAGAGAGUCCAGUUCCAUCCCCAAAACAUCACUGGCCUUACGAAUGAGUUUGUUGAUUCUGUUGGUGUCUGCUACCCUCAGCUUGCUGCCCCAGCACACAACAACAAACAUGAUAGCACUGGCCCCCACAGACUCGUAGAACAUCCUCAGCAUCAUCCGGCAGAUGUUAAAGGACCUCAGUCUCCUCAGGAAAUAGAGACAGCUCUGACCCUUCUUGUAGACAGUGUGCUUUGACGAGUCCAGUUUAUUGUCAAUUCGUAUCCCCAGGUAUUUGUAAUCCUCCAUCAUGUCCACACUGACCCCCUGGAUGGAAACAGGGGUCACCGGUACCUUAGCUCUCCUCAGGUCUACCACCAGCUCCUUAGUCUUUUUCACAUUGAGCUGAAGAUAAUUCUGCUACAGGGCAUAACCCCAAAUGAAAGAAUAUCCCUUUAGAAUAGAGGUGAAGAGGAACUUCUUUAUGCCAGGAGGUAGUGAAUCUGUGGAAUUCACUGCCAGACAGCUCUGGAGGCCGAGUCAUUGGGUAUAGUUAAAGCAGAGGUUAAUAGGUUCUUAAUUAGUAAGAACAUCAAAGGUUACAGGAAAAAUGCAGGAAAAUGGGUUGAGAGGGGAAUAAAUCUGCUGUGAUCGAAUGGCAGAGCAGACUCAAUUGGCAAAACUGCUCCUGUGUUAUAUGGUAUCAUUUUAAACUAGUCUUUAUGGGGCUUUUACCUGCAAACACUUCACCAAAUUUAUUCCAGCUUUAUGAAAAUUAUAUGGUGAAAUGAGAAGUGUUUCUAUUUACACAUACUGUAGAACAACUAAAUAAAUGUUCAAUUUCUGUCACUGACAUCAAAUGGGAAACAUUUCAAUGUUGUCGUUUCUGUAAUAGUAGAAGUUGAGUUUGCAAAUCUCGCAAACUUAAACAGUGCAGCUAAAGAUUAGUAAUUAAUCUCCGCAGUGA
Mobula hypostoma (lesser devil ray) is the source of this 10465-nucleotide messenger RNA. RefSeq names its product glycoprotein endo-alpha-1,2-mannosidase-like protein. The record is from RefSeq and is a predicted model, not a curated record. NCBI's taxonomy places the organism in Eukaryota, Metazoa, Chordata, Chondrichthyes, Myliobatiformes, Myliobatidae. The coding region runs from base 604 to 1923 and encodes 439 amino acids. The transcript has 4 exons. Gene Ontology annotation, cellular component: Golgi apparatus. Gene Ontology annotation, molecular function: alpha-mannosidase activity.